UUUUGAUUCUCCCGAUUCCAUGAUGCCCAACCCAUGAUGGCAUCAACGCCAGGUUCAAGCUUUAGCGACAGAUCUGGUGCGCUUCACACAGAUACGAACGACAGGAAGACGACCCGUGCGAUCCUCCCGCCCUCCCCGUCGACCGUCCGAUUCACCGACAACUCUGACAUCGACGGCGACAGCGACAGCGACCUCGACGGUGCGACCGAAGCGUAUAAUAUCAUUUGGGAUAGCUUUUGCGGGCUUCCAACGCGUGACGCCUAUCCCAGUUUUUUCCUCCCAGAUCAGCAGGCGUACGACAGGCUAUGUGAGAAGAUUUCGGAACACGACGGCCUCCUCUCGUACUUCAACGAGUCGCUACGAAAGGACUGGAAUGCAGAGACGGGCAUAUUAACGCUGCGACUGAUGCCUAGUCCCAUGCAUGAGCAUUUCCAAGACUGCCUUAUUGACGCGAUUAAAAAAGAAUUGAACCGUAUCGCUACCGAAUACCCAUCACUUCGAUCUUUCCGUAACAGCAUUAAAUCAUGUGCACACACUGAUUUCGGCGGCUCGACGCAUUUGGUGAAGUCGCCCGAUGGCCAAUUUUCAUACGUCGGAAUCUCCCAACCACAGUUGGUGAUAGAGGUCGCCUACAGCGAAGCCGAGAGAGCUGCCAUGCUGAAGUCGAAGGAGUAUUUUAUCCACAGCCCAGGCAAGGUCAACGCGGUCCUUCUUGUUGACAUCGAUUAUGCCUUGAAACCAAAGCGUCGGGAAGAGAAUCAUUCCCAUUGUGGCUCGUUAUUCCUAUGGACUGCAAGGAAGCACGAGGGAGUUCUCACCGUCCAACGUACAAUCAAUUCAGCAGUCUUUCGGGACAAUGGCCAUGCUACCAUGGGGGAGCUUGUUCUCCCGUUCGAGUUAUUCAUUCCACGUGAUCAACAAGAUAAACUACCAGUUCGCGAUGUCGCAUUACAUUUGAGCUACGAAAUGCUCGCAGAGUUUGUUACUGAUGCCGAACAACGACAACUUCUAGCCGACGCAACACCGGCGCCUCCUUCCCCAACAGAGAAGAUUAUGUUUCUUGACGAGCAUGGGGUUGUUAUGAGCGAGGAAACUCCACCCCAAGGCGUCAAGCGCAGGAGAGGAAUGUCCCAAUCAGAGCUUUUCACUAGAAGUACAAGAUCAAUGAGUCGGCCUAGGAGGUCCCCUCGUUUACGCUCUGCUAGCCAGAAUAGAUAAGCCUGACUUGGGAACGCAUAGCAACGGAGAUCUAGCAUCCUAAUGACUAAAAACGACGUUGAGAGCUCUGUCUCAUUUGAAAUCUAGCGGGAAUUGUUUUAGGUCUGCAUAGCGUUGGCGUUCAAAGAAUUGGGAUGGGAAGUAUUUAUGUAUAUAUGUGUGUGUGAACUCGUCUUGGUAUCCAAUUCAAUACACGUGGUGGAGAGCAUCCACCCAGGGCGCUUUAUGACCUGAUGAUUUUAUAUUAUACACACACACACCAUAUUCUAUCUAUCGUGCAUCUUUUCUCUUCUGUGAUGAUAUUAACAUCACUUGGGUACUGUUGCGGACGUCUCCCUUAGUCGCAAUGGCGACUAGGUAGAAUGGAUAAUGGGUUAACUCAUCUUGGGCGAAGGGUAAUAAGUUGACGUUGGGGAAACGCCUCGCUAGGCUGCCCGUGUUACAGCAGCUAUGGUAAAGACCAAUAUAGCUAGAGUCAUCCCGCUUCAGUAUCAAGUAUUUUAGCAAUACAUAGAACAUCUAUCUUCUUACGUAUUUGCA
Xylaria bambusicola is the source of this 1758-nucleotide messenger RNA. RefSeq lists its product as uncharacterized. The transcript has a single exon. The record is from RefSeq and is a predicted model, not a curated record. Lineage: Eukaryota; Fungi; Ascomycota; Sordariomycetes; Xylariales; Xylariaceae. The coding region runs from base 34 to 1218 and encodes 394 amino acids.